AUGCAGGGAGUAUUGAGCUCAGUGGCCCCGUCCACUCUUCAGGCCUAUUCUGCCGCAGCUUCCAGGUUCCUGGCUUUCUCUAAGGGGGGCGAGGCUGGGGGGUCUUGGCCCCCUUCACAGGCCGCGGUCCUCCGCUAUUUGGCCCACCUUCGCGGCCUGGGGCGCGCCCCCCGGACCAUGCGCAGGGAUCUCGCGGCCAUCUCCUUCUUUAGUAAGGCGGCGGGGUUCCCUGACCCUUGCACUUGCUUCCUCGCCCGGCGGGCAGUGGAGGGCUGGGCCCGCACGGCCCCGCCACGGCGGGAUCGCAGGCGGCCCAUUACACUGGCCAUACUGGGGCAGGUACUACAGGCGGUCCCCUCCCUCUGCAGGUCCCCUUACGAGGCCCAGCUCUUCCGCACGGCCUACAUUCUGGCCUUUUACGGGGCAUUCAGGGUCAGCGAGCUAGUGGCCGGUUCAAAGGGUGACCUGUCCGGCCGCGCAGUUGCCUUUAAAGACGUGUCCUGGUCCCCCCGGCGGGUGUCCAUCAGGCUCCGCCGCUCAAAGACGGUACAGCGGGGCAAGGGCCACGUCAUCCACCUUUGGGCGGCACGUCAGCAUUCCCUGUGCCCAGUGCGGGCGGCUGACAGGUUCCUCUCGCUCCGGCCCUCCCUCUCUGGCCCAUUCCUGAUGCAUAGGGAUGGGUCCCCCCUCACCCGGUUCCAGUUCUCUGCGAUCCUUCGGGCCGGCCUCCAGGUGUGUGGGCUGGCGGCCCGGGAUUUCGGGACCCAUUCCUUCCGCAUCGGGGCGGCUACUGUGGCUGCCAAUCUCGGCCUCCCCGCGGCGGCCAUCCAGGCCAUCGGUCGCUGGCGGUCAGGGGCUUUCAGGACCUACAUUCGCCCCGCUGCGGGGCUAUCUCACUAA
Messenger RNA from Eublepharis macularius, 900 nucleotides. Its product is annotated as integrase/recombinase xerD homolog. Lineage: Eukaryota; Metazoa; Chordata; Lepidosauria; Squamata; Eublepharidae. The transcript has a single exon. The record is from RefSeq and is a predicted model, not a curated record. Gene Ontology annotation, biological process: DNA recombination; DNA integration. Gene Ontology annotation, molecular function: DNA binding. The coding region runs from base 1 to 900 and encodes 299 amino acids.